Scleropages formosus (Asian bonytongue) is the source of this 5494-nucleotide messenger RNA. RefSeq names its product protein bicaudal D homolog 1-like. NCBI's taxonomy places the organism in Eukaryota, Metazoa, Chordata, Actinopteri, Osteoglossiformes, Osteoglossidae. Gene Ontology annotation, molecular function: dynein complex binding; dynactin binding; dynein intermediate chain binding. The record is from RefSeq and is a predicted model, not a curated record. Gene Ontology annotation, cellular component: Golgi apparatus; cytosol. Gene Ontology annotation, biological process: microtubule anchoring at microtubule organizing center; positive regulation of receptor-mediated endocytosis; regulation of microtubule cytoskeleton organization. Bases 939 to 3869 code for a protein of 976 amino acids. The transcript is spliced from 10 exons.
UGCACUUAGGAAACUGAGAAUUUAUUAAGCUUUUUUUUUUGCUUUUCAGACACUUUGAAUCAAAGCAACUUUGUGUUUAUUUUAUUUCAUCUAUAGGAUUGCAUCUUUAUCUGGGUAACUUGCGAUUCAAAAAAUAUCUCAGGAACACACAAUUUGCAUCAUUUGCAUCCCUAUCAUUUCCCCAGCAAUAAUUUUCAUAAAAAGUUCCUUUAAGCUCUUUGUGUGCGUUUCAAGUGUGCCAGAAAAUUUUUUAAGUGAUUUCAAAGUUGGCAACGGCAGUAAAAACAAAUAUAAUAAUAAGAAAAAUAAUUUACAGUUUAACAUUGCUUGAGCGCUGAGAGCCAAAAAGCGAUAUCGCUGACAACGUGAACGUAACAGUCAUGCAAUCAUUAAUGGCAACACCAUCAGUUCUCGUCCCCGAUAUCUUCUCCGUUCAGACUCCCCGGGAACCAAUCAGGUCACUCCGUGGCGGCGCGAGAUGCCUCGACAGGGACAACUGACGUCACGAGCGCACGGAUGGGAGCGCGUUCCGUGCACUCGCGGCGCUCCAUCCCGCCGGAGCGAUGGCGCCCGGGACCCCAUGAAUAAGCAGAAAAAGAGAAAGGAAGGAAGGAAGGAAGGAAGAAAGGGGAGGGAACGCGUGCGAGCAUGAUAGCCGAAGGAGAGGAGGCAGCCGCCCGGGUCUAGCGCUGUCCUCCUUCUUUUAACAAGCUUUCGAGGAACAAGACCGUCCCCUUCGCUUCGCUUCGCUUCGCUUCGUUCGAAGAAGCCGCCUGAGGCGAGGCGAGGGUCUCUCGUCUUGCGGGGAGGAGAAUUAUGGGAAUUGUUUCAUUGCAUCCGGACAUCCUUCUUCUGAGCUGAGCGCGCAUUACGAGCGAGGUCAGGUGUCCGCACCCCCGGCUGAGCUCUCUCUCUCUGUCCCUCUGCUCUGUCCGGCGAUGGCCGCCGGGGGAGGAUGCCCGGAGACCGUGGAGCAGUACCGCGUCGAGGUGGAGCGCCUGGCGCGCGAGCUGGCCGAGGCGAACCGGGAGAAGAUGCGCGCGGCGGAGUGCGGGCUCGCCGUGCUCGAGGAGAACCACGCGCUGAAGCAGCAGUACGCGGAGCUCGAGGCGGAGCAGGACGCGCUGAAGCGGGAGCUCGAGCAGCUGCAGGAGGAAGUGGGUCAUCAGACCCAAGUGCAGCGCAGAGACGCACAGAUUGACGGGAAGAUCCGAGAGUCGUUGAUCAGGAAACUAGUGAAGGUCACAGAGGAGCAGACGUCGUUACGAGGAGAAUCCAAAAACCAUGAAUCGAAGAGCAGGCGAUGGGUCGAGGGAGUCGAAGGGGACGAGGAGAUUCAGGAGAAGGAGGGUCAAGGAAACAGGCACAAGGACAAGGAGGUCAGGGAAGAGGCAUUCGGACAGGUGUACUCCAUCCAGCGCAAAGUGGCUGAGGAUGGCGAGACCAAUGAGGAAACACUUCUGCAGGAGUCAGCGUCCAAAGAGGCUUACUACAUGGGCCGCCUCUUAGAUCUGCAGGAGGAGCUGAAGCAGAGCCGGACGGUGGCCUCCAACGCACAGGCGGAGAGCGAACGGCUCAACAGUGUGCUGCAAGAGAUGACGGAGAGAAAUGAGGCACUGGAGCUGCAGAGGAGCAGGAUGAAGGAGGAGAUCCAGGAGUACAAGUUCCGGGAGGCACGUCUCCUGCAAGACUAUACUGAGCUGGAGGAAGAGAACAUCACAUUGCAGAAGCUGGUGUCCACACUGAAGCAGAAUCAGGUGGAGUUUGAGGGUUUGAAGCAUGAGAUGAAGGUGCUGGAGGAGGAGACGGUGCUGCUGAACAGCCAGCUGGAGGAGGCGCUGCGGCUGAAGGAGAUCUCUGAGGCACAGCUGGAAGAGGCGCUGAAUACGCUCAAAAUCGAGUGUGAGCAGAAGAACGGAUUGCGCAAGGAGCUGGCCCACUUUGUCAGCCUGAGCGAUAGCGUGUAUGGAGCCCACACCCAUCUAGCCCUUGCAGAUGGCCUUCGUCUUGCUGAGGAGACUGCCGGGGCGCCAGGCGGUGCCGAGGACAGCAACAAACGUAGUGGCCACGCCCAUGGAGACUACAGGCCCACGGGUCGGAAGGGGGAGGCACUCAACCCAGUAUCAGAUCUCCUCAGCGAGCUGAACCUCUCAGAGAUGCAGAAGCUCAAGCAGCAGCUCCUGCAGGUUGAGCGGGAGAAGGCCCUGCUGCUAACGAACCUUCAGGAGUCGCAGACGCAGCUGGAGCACACGCAGGGGGCGCUGACGGAGCAGCAUGAGCGCGUGCACCGCCUCACCGAGCGCGUCAACACCAUGCGUCGCCUGCACUGCAACAAGGAGGCGCUCAUGGAGCUGGAGGAGGAGCAGCCCGAGAAGGACGACGACGCUUCCGCUCUGAGCAGCACCCGCGACGGGGAAGCCCGUGGCCUCGAGGUGCUGGAGUGCAAGUACAAGGUGGCGGUGACAGAGGUGAUCGAUUUGAAAGCGGAGCUCAAGGCACUGAAGGAAAAGUACAAUCAGUGCGUGGAGGGCCAGACGGAGGAGCGGACGCGGAACGAGGGCCGGUUUCAGGGCCUGGGGGAGCAGGUGGACCAGCUGGAGCGAAGGUGCCGAGAGGGCCGCGACCGCAUCCUCACCCUCGAGGCGGAGCUGCAGAGUGCCUCGAGCGUGGCCAGCGAGAGCCAGACCCUACUUAAUACCGCUCAGGACGAGCUGGUGACCUUCAGCGAAGAGCUGGCGCAGCUCUAUCACCACGUCUGCCUGUGCAACAACGAGACGCCCAACCGCGUGAUGCUGGACUACUACCGGCAAGGCCGUGCUGCCCGCAGCGGGAGCCUCAAGGGUCCCGAGGACCCACGCGGACUGCUGUCUCCCCGCCUCGCCCGCCGAUUGGCUGCUGUUCACGCCGAACUCCGAAGCCCUGGUGACUCACCCUCCAAGGAACAGCAGCCGAGCCCCGUCCGCACCCCCAUGGGCUCACCUGUCAUCAGUGUCUCCCCUGCCCCCUCCCCCUCCCACUCCCCUGUCCCAGAGCCUGGCAGUGACCUGCGCAAGGAGCCCAUGAACAUCUACAAUCUGAACGCCAUCAUACGUGAUCAGAUCAAGCACCUGCAACGGGCCGUGGACCGCUCCCUGCAACUGUCCCGUCAGCGAGCCGCUGCCCGCGAACUCGCACCUGUAUUCGACAAAGACAAGGAGGCCUGCAUGGAGGAGAUUCUCAAGCUGAAGUCACUGCUGAGCACAAAGAGGGAGCAGAUCGCCACGCUAAGGCUGGUCCUCAAGGCCAACAAGCAGACAGCAGAGGUGGCCCUGGCCAACCUGAAGAGUAAAUAUGAGAAUGAGAAGGCCAUGGUAACGGAGACCAUGACGAAGCUGCGCAAUGAGCUGAAAGCCCUGAAGGAGGACGCCGCCACCUUCUCCUCACUGCGGGCCAUGUUUGCCACCAGAUGUGAUGAGUACGUGACGCAGCUAGAUGAGAUGCAGAGGCAGCUGGCAGCAGCGGAGGACGAGAAGAAGACACUCAACUCGCUGUUGCGCAUGGCCAUUCAGCAAAAGCUGGCGCUCACGCAACGGCUUGAGGACCUCGAGUUCGACCACGAACAGACAAGCCGCGGACGAGCCAGCAAGGUGGCCAAGAUCAAGUCCAGCCCUCCCAAAUUUCUCCUAGAUUGUCAGCAGCCUGCUGCCUCAGUGUCGCCACUCCCCACGCAGCUGAGGCGAGGGAGGGCUCCGCACGCCCGCAGCCGUAGGGUUGUGUUAGCACUCCAGGAGGACCGGGCCUACCUCUCCAGCAGCAGUAGCAGCCGCAGCAGCUCGCCCUGCGUCCCCCUCAGCUGCCUGGCUCACCUACCUCCAAGUUCCGGCCCGUAGCCCUGGUGAGGGCACUCUACCCCAUCCAGCGUGGACCCCCAUAACAGUGCAGAGACGCUACCCCACCUGGGUCUCCACUCCUCUAGAAUCAGUCUCCCUGGAGGCCUAUUCACCUUUCUGUAUAUCAGCAAGGCCCUGCCCUCAGGCUCUGCCUCCUGUGACCAGGAGGAGGGGCCACACUGAUGAGGUCGAGGUUCAGAUGUUAGGGACAAUAUGGCACUCGAGAGACACAUUUUGCAGGGAGUGACUGUUUCUUUCUUUAUUUAUGCAACUUAUUUAUUGUAUGUUCAUAUUGUUUCUUUUAUUCUUGAAUUCCUGAAGUGUUUCCCUCCUUGGUGAAUGAUGAAAUGAAACCAAAAAUGUUUUUGUUUUCUUGACUUGCCACUCUUGAGCUGUUGCCAAAAAAACACUAAUCAGAUCAUUAGGAAACAACCAAGUGUGAAGGUACAAAACUUAAGAAAUGCCAUCCUUGCCACAGAUUUAUAGGAAGGUGCAAACACAAUUGAAUGAUAUCCUGAUAAGUCACAGUAUAAUGAGCAAGUCAAUAUAUCCUUUAUAUUGUUUUUUCAUAAGCCUAAUUAAAAACCUUUUAAUAAACAUUUCAUUGGCUCCUUUAAAGGCUGAAUGUUACCUUCAAGUCUUCCUUCGGUGGUUUAGCUUUUCAGCUGUGUGUAAGGACAUGUAUAGCUACAAGCCUGCUGGGUAACUGCAAUAAAUUAAAACAUGCAGCUGAAUUUGAUGGAAACAGAAAAACUGUAUAAUAGUAUAUUUAUAAUGAAUGCAUAAAAAUACUUGGCCAUUAAUUAAAUUUCCAUAUGUUCCAUUUGUGCAGAAGUGCAAGCUAUCUGUAUGUCUUGUACGCAUCCAUGUACAAGCUGAAACUGCGUGAUGGUGUCACACUUUCUCGUAGUCUUAUCACUGUCAAUGAAAACCACUGUCUUCAAGUCCACUAAAACCACAACCUAAUUUCCCAUGCUAAAAGUGCUUUUGUUUUGGUAUUAUCAGCAUGUGUGAGUCUUUGUCUUUUUACUUUACAUUAUUUUCAACCAAUUACUGCUGCUUGUUUUUUUUUUUUUCUUUUUUCCAAGUUUCUGUUUGUAAAUCUCUUCCCCAUUGCCACACACAUGGAUGAGAGAGAGAAAGAAAGCAGGAGGUUCUGAGAGUAAUACUUUGUCAAACAUGAGUAAAUGCUCUUCAAGUGAUCAUUCCCUGGGAUCCAUCACAUCCUUGUUUUCAGGGCAAAUACAAAAUAGUUGCAUAUUUUUUGUUCCUGUUUAGUGCCAGCAGCUCUGUUUUAAACACUACUUAAGAAGCACAACCUUUGAACUAUCCGUCAUAAUAAUGAUAGUUACCAAGCCUUUUAAUGUUAUUUGGUGAGCUAAAACCACUGGAUCCACACAUUUAAAACCAGCAGCUGGUCCAACAAUCACGUGAUUGACAGAUACAAAUCAGCUUAGCGUAAUUAUGCCUUUUAUUUCAACAAGCACUAAAUUUGAGCAUCUUUUGCCUUAAUAUGUUAAACUGUUCAUAUCUCUACCCUGGAAGCAGUCAGACAGAGGAGUGAGACUUGAAAUGCAUUUCAGCAUUUAUGCCAUAUACACACACACACACACACAUUUUCAGAA